CACACAUACACAGACGGCAGCCACACUCUUUCGGAACGGGCCGACGGGGCAGGAAAAGCGGAGCAGAGAGCGGAACGAACUGGAACACCACGGAGCAGUAGCCGCGCUGGGACCGGAGCGCUGCUGGGUGAUCUUCUUGUGACAGUGUUACUAUUGCGCUGGUGACCGCAGAACCGAAGCGAAAGACCGCAACGCAGAGAGGAUCGCAACAUACUAUGGAUCCAAUGUUCUUUCCGCCCUCCAAUGGAGUUCCAUCCGAGAGCAAGCUGGCAACGUACAUGAGUCGUCAAAAUGGCACGACUCCCGCGUACGGACUGGCGUCGGGGCUUUCGGGGAAGAUAUCGCUGGACUCUCCGAUAGCGCUCAAAAAAACUCAGGUGACCCCACAGUCGCCCGAAUUCAUUCCAAACAACCGGUUAAGCACAUCGUCCUCGCCGAACUUCUACUCGUCCUACUCGAUACUUAGCAGCAACAAUGGUGGCCCCGUGGUCAGCAACAAUGGCACGGUCGUGGCCGCCGCCCAACCGUCCCAACCGACGGCACCUCAGCUGGCCACGGUCAAGGGUGCGCCGGUCAACAGUGUCGCCAGCUACGUCACCGGCAACAACAUACUGGCCGCCACCCUUACCGGCGGCACGUCCGCCUUCGCGGUAACUCCGAUCAAGGGUCGGAACUUGCUGCGAAACGAAUCACCGCAAAGUACUAAUACAUCCCCCCGUAUUACGCCCCAACCAUCACCACCGCCAAUUACCACCAACAUUCAUCAAGAGAACGUCGGUGGCACCACGUACUUCUACCCAACUGCAACCAAUCAUCAAUUAACGCCGAGCAGUACAGUUAACACGACUGAUAACUCCUUUGUCCACAUAGCGAGCUCACAGAUCAAUCUAAAUUAUACCCAUCCAGGGCAUGUUUACCCGGGACCUGCAUCGCAUGUUAUCAACAUGCAAUCGAAGGCGCAAGUGUCGAUGGCGUUCUUUAUGCCGGACGAACUAAGAAACGAUAUUUUAUCACGCAAUGAGCUAGUGAAUAGUAUUGAUAGCGACAGUCAAGAUAUACCUCUCGAGGUGGAAAAUUACCACUCACUAUGUUUGCUCGAGUCGCAACCGCUUCAUCCGAAGCUUCCCGUACCGUCGUCCACCUACCGAGCUACGCACAGCGUUAGUGGUGUGAAGUACUGCCUUAGACGCCUUCACGGCUUCCGCCUGCAGUCUACCAAGUGCAUGCAGGUAGUGGACAUGUGGAAAAAGCUCCAGCACACCAACAUCGUACAGCUGCGCGAAGUGUUCACCACGAAAACGUUCGGUGAUAAUUCACUAGUGAUAGUGUACGAUUAUCAUCCCGGUUCGCAGACUCUGCUCACGAAGUACUUUCCUGCCGUUCCCGAAACGAACGGCUAUACCGAUCCGUUCGCUGGCGAGGCACGACCUUUUAGUCACAAAAGCUCGCUACACCGUACGCUUACAACAUCGCUCCUGCCGGAAAACGAAAUAUGGUCAAUUAUCAUUCAGUUGAGUGCCGGCCUGCGAGCAAUGCAUCAGGCGGGUCUAGCCUGUCGAACGCUCGACCCAACCAAGAUUAUCGUGACGGGUAAACGGAUACGCUACAGUUGCGUGGGCAUCUCGGACAUUGCCACGUUCGAUCCGAACCAACCCAACCCCCUGACGGUGGUUAACCAUCGUCAGCAGGAUGACCUGUCUGCCCUGGGCAAGCUGAUACUUGCCCUUGCCUGCCGCACGUUACAAUCGGUCCAGCGUGACCAAAUUCAGAGCAGCAUCGACCUAAUAUCGCGCCACUAUUCGUCCGAUCUCCGGAAUAUCAUACUAUGUUUGCUAAACCCUACCGCACGGCGCUCGGUGACGGAGAUAAUGCCGAUGAUCGGUGCCCGAUUUUACGUACAACUCGAUGCCCUGCAAGCUCAAUGUGAUAUACAGGAGGACGAGCUGGCGAAGGAAAUGGAAAAUGGUAGACUGUACCGGUUACUCGUGAAGCUGGGCUGCAUCAACGAACGCCCAGAACUCAAUCUGGAUGUCACGUGGUCCGAGACGGGUGAUCGCUACAUGCUAAAACUAUUUAGAGACUACCUCUUCCACGCCGUCACCGAGGAUGGGCGUCCCUGGCUCAACCAGUCCCACAUAGUGCAGUGCCUCAACAAGCUGGACGCAGGCACGUUGGAAAAGGUUCAACUAAUGUCCCGUGACGAACAAUCAGUAUUAGUGGUGACCUAUGCCGAGCUGAAGCACUGUCUGGAUCAAGCAUUUUCGGAACUGGUCGCGGCUAGCGAGGGCUCCGUUUAAAACUAACCAUCGUUUGAGGUGUGGUGCGCAUCGUGACUGACGAGCGGCUCCAACACGCUUCUCGCCGUGCCGUUCGGUGGCGGUUUGCUGCGUCUAAACAGUACCUUGGCGGUGAAGGCCAAAUGUCCUUAAAGUGUCACCUUUCGAGAUGCGGGUUAAUUUACAAUGGUUACCCCCUUUUACCGGCAGAGGCAACCCAACCACUGGUGCGAUGGUGGAGUACCGUUUGAUUUUGAAGCGUUCCUCUUUUCUUACCAUUCGCAAUCGGGAAUUAUCGUUGCAAAAUUGCGACCGAAAAUUGUGAUCAAACAGCAGUGGCAGCUAUGUGCCAGUGGAGUGUGUUAAAAGAAUGACGUGAAAAGCAUACCUGAACACGCACACACAACCGGCGAUCGUUACAUGCCGCCCACCGCCACCGAAACGUAGAGACGUGCUUGACCUCUUGUGCAAGCGAAUUAGUUCCUGGCGCCACAAAAGCAGCAUAGCGCGGGACUUAGUAUUGUGAUGGGAAUGCUUCUGAUACAAUAGAUCUCCGGAAUAACGAUGCUACGGCAGCACGUGAAUGUGCACACGAAUUACGAUACGAUCGACGACGAUCAUAUGAUAACGAUGACGAUAAAACAAAUAUCACAAGAAUGAAGAGGAUCGUGCCGAAAGAUCGAUUUGAUGUAGGUUAAGAGAUGUCAGUUAGAAGAUAUGCAAAGAGCAGAAAACAAGAGGGAAGCUAAUACGGCAGCGUUUGCGAAGUUGUGAGAGAACCAGGGAGUGGACUGUUUCACUGUUUUUUCAGAGCCCAUCUUUUGAUAAGCUUUCCUUAUGAUUAUUUUUGUUUAUUUUGGCUGCGUUUUCUAUACCAUUCUCUUUAUUUCACAUCAACAAACAUGCGAACAUUGUUUAGUACAAUUGAGUGUAAGACUGCAUUGCUGCAAGAGGCGUUUUUGCUUACGAUGGUGGGUAUUUAAAUUGACUGUGCUUGGUUGUGUAUUGGGUGCCGCUGAGGGUGGGUCAACGGUGACACACGUUAUGUGCCGUUUGUUCCGUUUACAGUUUCCCCCCUUUACACCGUACCCGGCGCCAUUCGUUCCGUUCGUGGUUUAGCGUUCUGAAUUGAACAUUUUAACAAGUACUACUAAGAAACGAUACAAACAGCAAAACCACAUACAUUAGCUCUAGCUCCGUUAGCCCUCGGAAGGAGGGACUAGGUUAGGUAAGAAGACUCUCAUACGUGGCAGUAUCAGCAACACUGCAGCUUAGAUGAACAACACGGAUCAAGCGAAGCAAAACGGAGGUUAUUUUUUAACGAACCCCCCCACAAAACGCCGGUGGGCCGGGAAAACUAUUGAGGGUAACAAAUUUUGCAUGCAAAAUUCAUAUACUUCCUGAGUAACGUUUAAGUGAACAAACGGCGCAUGGUGGAGAAAAACAUUAAGAUACCGUGUUUGUGUGGAAACGAGUGGACGAUGCUGGCGUAAGGAGAGCGGCAGCUAAAUCGGGGAGGGGUGCAGAACAGAGUAGCAGUAAGGCCAGACACCCCUACUAUAUAUCCGGGCCAACAAGCCACUAAAAACCGUGCAGGUGAUUUAAAGGAAAAAGACUUUUUAUUGUGACAAAUAAUGUUUAAACGUGCAACAAAUCCCGGCAGAGAGAGAGAAAGAGUGCGUGAGGCGGCAGGCAGCAUUAUUGAGGUACGUGCCGUCCUCCCGGUCGUUCUAUGGGCUGGACACGCGGGCGGAAGCGACCGACACAGAGAGAAAUCGAGACCGGACCCUAGAGAGAUAAGAGCGCGUGGUGAGGAAAGUGAAAUAUAUUUGUAAAAAAUGCGUAAAAAACAAAAUGGCGAAGAGAAAAUGUGCACAAAAAUACGAUAAAUGAGAGGAACAGACAGACAACACAGAGAAAACACGUUCGAGAAGGAAACGAAAGUAGAAGUGUGUUACGAACGUUGUACAACGAUUUUCGUUUGAUUACACAUUUUUUACUACCAGAAUACCUUCUGUGCAACCUUACUACCGUGCGCCCCGGGCUUAAUAAAGCACGGGGUCCGUUUGGUAGAGCUUUCGUGUGGCCGCGGCGGCAUUCAGUUUGCCGCCGGUCCCGGCUUCGAUUAUUCCUACGUUUCCGAUUGGCGAGAAACAAGUUUCUAAAUUCUAGGCCGCGCUCGUACGGAUCCCCGCCCGAUUGGUUCCUACUACUGAUGUUUGGGGGGUCGCGAUUGCGCAAUCCUCACCGCAGCGCUAUAUUUUACCAGAUAAGAUUAUUUUUGUACUAUGUGUAGGUAUUAUCCCUUUUUUGGCGUAAGGUUUUGUGAAAGUUUGUUCGGCUGCGGACGGCUGCGGACAACUAUUGGAAAACUAUUUACAUAUUAUGCAUACAUUACACAUACUUACUUAGCGCAUAACAGGCCGUGUAGAAAGUAGACAUUUUGUUUGUGUUUUCUUCCACAAAUUACGAUGUACAAUGGUCCCACAUCUCGCACCUCAAUCCUGCAAUCGUCCGGCGUAGGGAAAGCGCCCCCUGCUACACUUAAACCAGGAAAAUCUUUACAAAUGUCCCCGUGGGGCACAACAACAAAUUCGAAUGAGUCAAACACCUUCGGCUUUGUGAUAGGGCCCUUGGAUCGGGCCAAUAAUUCAGGGUUACUUACUAGCAUGCGUUUACAGCGAUUCGAUCUCAUGAAUUUAUUUUGCGUUUUUAAAUAUCGGUUUUUUCACCUUCUCCUUUCCCGGCAUGCUUUGAUGAUGAUCCCAUUUUCUGUUUCCUUCCAUAUUUUGUUUUUCCCUCCCCCCUACCUCCUCUUUCUCUUUCACUCUCAAAUCCUCAUUCACGCACACGCGCGUGGUACACAACAAAAACAGAUACCGUCUUUUGCAGUGAAUUGCUGUUGGAACUGAACAAAUGAAAAACAGAAACAUAAACCGAAUCGGACACUCGGGACAGGAUUACACUACCCUUAGUGCGCAUAUUUUUCUCCGCAAUCGAAAUCGUUAUCGUGUCUCGAAAUGCGAGCAAAUCCGCCACAGUUGGGGCAGACGAGAGGAAAUAUGGUUAAAUUAUAUUUGAAAGGAAAACUUGAGGAGGGCGCGAAAGGGCGAAAAUACGAAAAAUGUAACAAAAAAAAAUACA
Anopheles bellator is the source of this 5420-nucleotide messenger RNA. RefSeq names its product PAN2-PAN3 deadenylation complex subunit PAN3 (gene PAN3). Gene Ontology annotation, molecular function: ATP binding; poly(A) binding; protein kinase activity. NCBI's taxonomy places the organism in Eukaryota, Metazoa, Arthropoda, Insecta, Diptera, Culicidae. The record is from RefSeq and is a predicted model, not a curated record. Gene Ontology annotation, biological process: mRNA processing; nuclear-transcribed mRNA poly(A) tail shortening; protein phosphorylation. The transcript has 16 exons. Bases 216 to 2297 code for a protein of 693 amino acids. Gene Ontology annotation, cellular component: PAN complex; P-body.